Molecule: messenger RNA, 2157 nt
Organism: Oncorhynchus masou masou (cherry salmon)
Lineage: Eukaryota; Metazoa; Chordata; Actinopteri; Salmoniformes; Salmonidae
Product: transcription factor ETV6-like
Exons: 8
Coding region: 323-1723 (466 amino acids)
Biological process (GO): cell differentiation; regulation of transcription by RNA polymerase II
Cellular component (GO): nucleus
Molecular function (GO): sequence-specific DNA binding; DNA-binding transcription factor activity, RNA polymerase II-specific
Source: RefSeq, a predicted model, not a curated record
UUUCACCGUUUACACAUCCAAGUCAAUGAGCAGCACCACGGAGAUGUCUGCCUUUUACACCCGUCUUCCAGGAAGAGAAUUAACCAACGCGUCGCCGAAAUGUAGAGCACAGCACCAACAGAAAACAAAGAACUUUCACGCGUUUAUGAUAAACAUGGUUAUAUAAUGGAUCGAUAACAAACCCUAAACGUAUUUAUUACGUGGCCCUGUAACCCUCCCCAAGUCAGGGAUUCGGGUGUGGGUGUUUUUUUCUGGUUUAUUUUGAAGAGGAGAACGAGAAAAGGAAAGUGGGAAGAGGAGAACUUCCUGAAUUUAGCGAGACAUGUCAGAAUCCUCAUCGCAGAUCAUAACCAAGAAGGAGAGGCGCUCAUUCAGUCCUUCCUCCGUCAGCCCCCUGCCAAACUCCACUUCCUCCCCCGUCCAUGCUCCCACGGCCAGGCCAGCCAGCCGAAUGGAGGACGAGCCUGCCAGGCUGCCAGUGCACCUGCGCCUGCAGCCGGUGUUCUGGAGCAGGGAGGACGUGGGCCAGUGGUUGCGCUGGGCCGAGAGGGAGUUUGCCCUGCGGCCCAACACCAGUGGCAGCUUCCAGAUGAACGGCAAGGCCCUGCUCCUCCUCACCAAGGAGGACUUCCGCUACCGUUCGCCCCACUCCGGGGACGUCCUGUACGAACUGCUGCAGCACAUCCUGAAGCAAAGGAAGCCGCACGUCUCCUACCCCUCCGCCUACUUCCCCGGCAACUCCUUCCACCCUCUGCCAGAGGGAGCUCUCCAGCACCACAAACUGGAAGAAACGGUACGGCGGACACCACGCAGUACAGAGCUCCAACCCCAGCACCCACCCACCAUUGAGCUCCGACACCGCUCCCGCUCGCCACACCACCCCGCUCCACGCCUCUCCCCUCUGGACCCCAACUACCCACGCCCUGGUGCCGAGGACCACCUCCAGACAUCCUCCCAGCUGCCCGACAGCAACCACCACCUGCCAGAGGACUUGUACACUCUGUCAGUGUCCCCGGCCGCCCCUAACGGCCGCUGCGCCACACCCCGCGAGGCCCCCUGCCCAGGCAGCCCCGGGUGCCAGGACGCUGCCCCCCCUCGUGUCAUCCAGCUCAUGCCCAGCGCCAUCAUGCACCCCCUGCUGCUUAGCCCAGGGCGAGGAGGUGGCGCUGGAGACUUCAGGCAUGGCCGUGGGGGGCCACCACUUCAGGCCCACCAUGAAAACGGGCGUGAGGGGAAGAGCCACAUCCAGCUGGCACUGGCCCACCACCAGCAGCUCACUCUGCAUCAGCAGGAGGAGGUGCUCUACAGGAACCACCACGUCAUUGUGCCCGUCUCGCCACCAGAUGAACAGGCAAUGCCCAUUGGACGGAUAGCAGACUGCAGGCUGCUAUGGGACUACGUCUACCAGCUCCUCUCAGACAGCCGGUACGAGAACUACAUCCGCUGGGAGGACACAGAGACCAAAGUCUUCCGCAUCAUGGACCCCAACGGCCUGGCUCGCCUGUGGGGGAACCACAAGAACAGGACCAAUAUGACGUACGAGAAGAUGUCGCGAGCACUGAGACACUACUACAAACUGAACAUUAUCAGGAAAGAGCCAGGACAGAGACUCUUAUUCAGGUUCAUGAAAACCCCAGAUGAGAUUAUGAGCGGACAGACUGACAGGCUGGAGCACAUAGAGUCGGACACAGAUGAUCAAAUCUACAUCAAAGAGGAGUGCUGAGGCCUCUGGGAAAUGGAGUCCACUAAAGCGAUUAACUACUACAGCCGCUGAUGCCUUUCAGAAAGCAGCUCGAACAAUAGUUUCAAACCAAGAGCGCCCGGACAUUCACUCUAUCCAAAACUCAGAGGAACUUGAAGGUGACGUCUCUCUGCCUUUUAAAACUUUAUAAGAUUUUCUUUCCAGACAAAUCUUAUCAGUUUUCUGUCUUAAUUCAAGCAGUUCAAAGGACCUGGUGAAAAGUAUAUCUCAUAAGACAUUCCUUUUCCCUGAACUGCCACAGCAAAUCAAUCAUUUCAUGCUUGUCAUGUCAUAUUGUUGAUAUUUCUUCCCCACGUCUGCAUUAAGUAUAAGAAAAUGUUGCAAUUUGUGCAAAUAAUGGGAGGGGGUGUGUAGCUGGAACGUUUUCACCAACGAAUAAAUAUUUUUGAAUAAUU